CGGGAAGGAGCGGGUUCCCGAUGCUGAGGGUCAGUGUGUGACGGGUGCGCGCGGCAGGGUCAGCGGGGAGGAGGAGGCGGUGACUGAGUGACGGGAGCCUGGGGGCUGCGGGCACCGACGAGGCCGGCCAGGAGGCCGAGUUAUUGAGUUUUGUGGUUUCUCCGCUCUGAGCCAAAGCUUCAGUUCAUAGCGAUCUGCAGGCAAGUCCAGAUGUGAACGGCAGAGGGCCGUGCCAACGUCUCGUGUACCCUCAGUGCCAAGUAAGAUAUUUCCAGACUUUCCCUCUCUACGGAAUAUGACAGACACUUAGCAUCCAGCAAGAGCAUGGCUGCGGCUUACCUGGACCCCAACCUAAACCACACGCCAAGUUCAAACGCAAAGUCUCGCCUGAGCGCUGGAAUGGAGCGGUCCCCGGGAACCAUUGAAAGACUCUUAAAAGUCUUCCAUUACUUUGAAACCAACAGUGAACCUGCAACGUGGGCCAGCAACAUCCGGCACGGGGACGCCACUGAUGUCAGGGGAAUAAUCCAGAAGAUUGUGGACAGUCACAAAGUCAAAUGCGUCUCCUCGUAUGGAUUACGUCUCAGUCACCUGCGCUCCGAGGAGGUUCACUGGCUGCACCCGGAUAUAGGGGUGUCUCAUGUUAGAGAGAAAUACGAACAGUCCCAUCCACCAGAAGAAUGGAAGUACGAGCUGAGAAUUCGAUAUUUACCCAAAGGUUUCCUGAACCAGUUCACGGAGGACAAGCCUACCCUAAAUUUCUUCUACCAACAGGUGAAAAAUGACUACAUGUCGGAGAUGGCGGACCAAGUGGACCAGGAAAUUGCCUUAAAGCUCGGCUGUCUUGAAAUCCGGCGGUCGUACGCUGAGAUGAGAGGCAACGCCCUGGAAAAGAAGUCAAACUAUGAAGUUUUAGAGAAAGACGUCGGCCUGAAAAGGUUCUUCCCCAAGAGUUUGCUGGAUUCUGUUAAGGCUAAAACAUUAAGGAAGCUGAUCCAGCAGACGUUCCGCCAAUUUGCUAACCUCAACAGGGAAGAAAGUAUCUUGAAGUUCUUUGAAAUCCUUUCUCCGGUCUAUCGAUAUGACAAGGAAUGCUUCAAGUGCGCCCUGGGAUCCAGUUGGGUUAUAUCUGUGGAGCUGGCGAUUGGCCCCGAGGAGGGAAUCAGUUAUCUUACAGAUAAAGGAUCUAAUCCGACCCAUCUCACAGAUUUUACUCAGGUGCAAACAAUCCAGUAUUCAAGCAGCGAAGACAAGGACAGGAAAGGGAUGUUACAGCUAAGAAUUUCUGGAGCACCCGAGCCUCUCACUGUGACAGCCCCAUCCCUCACCAUUGCGGAGAACAUGGCCGACUUAAUAGAUGGAUACUGUCGUCUUGUCCAUGGAGCCUCUGAGUCCUUCAUCAUCCGGCCACAGAAAGACUCUCCUAUUCCCGGAGGAAUCAAUGGUCCUCUUCAUCCUGAGCUUCCAGGUUCAGAAGGAGAACGAGCUUUGCCAUCUAUACCAAAGCUAGCCAACAACGAGAAGCACGGCGUCCGAGCGCACCCCGUCUCCGUCUCAGAGGAGUUUAGUGGGGACGAAACCGAUGACUAUGCAGAGAUUAUAGAUGAAGAGGAUACGUACACAAUGCCUUCCAAAAGCUAUGGAUUAGAUGAAGCGGGCGACUACGAGAUCCAGAGGGAUCGGAUCGAGCUUGGACGAUGUAUAGGGGAAGGACAGUUUGGAGACGUCCACCAGGGGGUCUACAUGAGCCCGGAGAAUCCAGCCAUGGCGGUCGCCAUCAAAACCUGUAAGAACUGCACAUCCGACAGUGUGAGGGAGAAGUUCUUACAAGAGGCCUUAACAAUGCGCCAGUUCGAUCAUCCGCAUAUUGUGAAGUUAAUUGGGGUAAUCACAGAGAACCCAGUGUGGAUAAUCAUGGAACUGUGUACCCUGGGGGAGCUGCGAUCAUUCUUACAAGUCCGAAAAUACAACCUGGACCUGGCAGCGCUGAUCCUCUACGCCUACCAGCUCAGCACAGCACUGGCCUACCUGGAGAGCAAGCGCUUUGUACAUAGGGAUAUCGCAGCUAGGAAUGUGUUGGUCUCUUCUUCUGACUGUGUCAAAUUAGGAGAUUUUGGUCUUUCCCGGUAUAUGGAGGACAGUACUUAUUAUAAAGCUUCCAAAGGUAAACUGCCUAUCAAAUGGAUGGCUCCCGAGUCCAUAAACUUCCGGCGCUUUACCUCAGCGAGUGACGUGUGGAUGUUUGGUGUUUGUAUGUGGGAGAUCUUAAUGUACGGAGUGAAGCCUUUCCAGGGUGUGAAGAAUAAUGAUGUGAUUGGCAGGAUAGAGAAUGGUGAACGCCUGCCCAUGCCACCCAACUGCCCCCCAACACUCUAUAGCCUUAUGACAAAAUGCUGGGCGUAUGAUCCUAGCAGGAGGCCGCGGUUUACGGAGCUCAAAGCACAACUAAGUACGAUACUAGAGGAGGAAAAACUACAGCAAGAGGAGCGGAUGAGGAUGGAGUCCAGGAGGCAGGUGACUGUGUCGUGGGAUUCAGGGGGCUCCGAUGAGGCUCCACCAAAGCCCAGCAGACCCGGAUAUCCGAGCCCAAGGUCCAGCGAAGGUUUCUUCCCCAGUCCCCAGCACAUGGUGCAGCCAAACCACUACCAGGUGUCUGGUUAUCCUGUUACCCACAGAAUCCCCUCAAUAGCGGGAAAUAUCUACCCCGGCCAGGCCACAGUCUUAGACCAUCACGACUCUUGGAACCAUCGGACACAAGACAUCAACAUGUGGCAGGCUAAUAUGGAGGACACGGGACCUUUGGACAUGAGGUGUUUGGGGCAGGUUCUACCAACACAUUUAAUGGAGGAACAUCUAAUAAGACAACAGCAAGAGAUGGAGGAAGAUCAGCGCUGGCUGGAGAAAGAAGAGCGAUUCCUGAAGCCUGACGUCCGGCUUUCCCGAGGCAGCAUAGACCAUGUGGAAGGGAGCAUCCAGUGUCCGGCUGGCAACCAGCACAUCUAUCAGCCUGUUGGAAAGCCAGAACACUCUGCUCCACCAAAGAAACCCCCUCGGCCGGGAGCUCCCAGUCACCUCAGUAACCUGGCUGGGCUGAACAGUACAGGGGACAGCUACAACGAGGGGUUAAAGAUUCAACCACAGGAAAUCAGUCCACCCCCGACGGCCAACCUGGAUCGCACAAACGACAAGGUGUACGAGAACGUGACCGGUUUGGUAAAAGCUGUGAUUGAAAUGUCCAGUAGGAUCCAGCCGGCCCCUCCGGAGGAGUAUGUCCCCAUGGUGAAGGGGGUCGGUUUAGCCUUGAGGACUUUAUUAGCAACUGUUGACGAGACCAUUCCUGUUCUUCCAGCCAGCACCCACCGAGAGAUUGAAAUGGCGCAGAAGUUGUUGAAUUCUGACCUGGCGGAGCUUAUCAACAAGAUGAAGUUGGCGCAGCAGUACGUGAUGACCAGUCUCCAGCAGGAGUACAAAAAGCAGAUGCUGACCGCCGCACAUGCACUGGCCGUGGACGCCAAGAACUUGCUAGACGUCAUUGACCAAGCCCGGCUCAAGAUGAUCGGACAGUCGAGGCCGCACUAAAAAUGGCCGCAACCCAGACUCUUGAUCUAUUCCUGUCGGUUUUCCUUUUGGGAUUACAUGUAGCCUUCCACCAGCGAUUCUGGUCAUCAGCGGGCAGCCUCCCCCUCCAGUGCUGAUCCUGGGCAGCUGGUGCCACCUGAAGUUUUAUCCUUCCACCCCCUACAGCCCCCCCAAAAAAAGUCAGUGUGAUGCGGCUCGCCUGAACCCUGAGUGUCCGUCAUCUGGAGGAAAUAAUCGAGAUUUCUGCAAAUCUCCUGGAGGGGAAUGAGGAUCGCGGCCAGGUGCAGAGCGGCGGAGCGCGAGGUUCUGCCAUACAUAUGGGGCGGGGACCAGAGAGCACACAGCGUCCAUGUGGAUCCAUGAUGGCUGGUGCAACUGGAAUCUUUGUCGUCUUCAGUUGUUUUUGUGUUUUGUUUUUUUAUUCCUUAACGUUAAGUCGCAAUAUGCUACAAAGCUUAUAUUUUGAAGACUUAUAAACCAUAAACCUAUCGAGAGACUUUGGAUGGAUCGUUCCGGCUCAUUACGUUUUUUACUUUCCCUUUUUUUUUUUUUUUUGGGGAUGUGUGUAAUCUAUGAUUGGAAGCAAAGUGAGAAUUAUUUGUGUAAUUAUUCUAUUUUUAUUUUAUUUUUUCCUUAUUUUUUUUUUACAAUUUUCUUUCACACAUGGAAUAAAGUGCCAGGUUAUUGGGGGGUGGGGGGUAGUUUUUUUGUUGUUUUUUUUUUUUUAAGCCAUGUAUGAAGCACGCUGCUGAACUGACAGAACACUUGUGCUGAGAGAUUAGGAGCCAUUAUAUAUAUAUCCCAUUUUUUUAUAUUAAAUAUAUAUAAUUUAUAAAUAAAUCUUACGGCCGUGCUAACAUUUCAGAUGCUUUCAGCUCACAUCUGUUUUGCCUGUUUUUACAUUUUAUUUUUUUUUGUACGAUUUUGUUUUUUCUUCUCACAUUUUCGGGGUUCUCUCGCUUUGGGUCUUUUUUUAUUUUAUUUUUCACAUCACAACCUUAGUACCCAAAUAAAUUAUGAAACCGUUUCUAACUAUUUUCAUUUAACCUUAUUCCUCUGCCUUGGGAUUUUCGGGGGAAUAUAAAUUAUUCUCAGGAAGAAUAUAAAGACCUUGUACAGAUUCUUAGAGCUAUUACUGAGGAGCCCCGCGCUCGGCCACCGCACCUCUAUUUAUCAAUUAUUACAGCAACGUUGGACAUUUUGUGUCGGUCGGUGGCUGAGCAGAGGGGGCGCUCUACGUAUAAAGAUCAUUCUGUUAUUAAAGGAUUUGAAUAUAAAGAUGAGGUAUUAUG
Molecule: messenger RNA, 4871 nt
Organism: Hyla sarda
Lineage: Eukaryota; Metazoa; Chordata; Amphibia; Anura; Hylidae
Gene: PTK2
Product: protein tyrosine kinase 2
Exons: 36
Coding region: 325-3579 (1084 amino acids)
Biological process (GO): signal complex assembly; protein phosphorylation
Cellular component (GO): cytoskeleton; focal adhesion
Molecular function (GO): ATP binding; protein tyrosine kinase activity
Source: RefSeq, a predicted model, not a curated record